Molecule: messenger RNA, 5455 nt
Organism: Elgaria multicarinata webbii
Lineage: Eukaryota; Metazoa; Chordata; Lepidosauria; Squamata; Anguidae
Gene: TIE1
Product: tyrosine kinase with immunoglobulin like and EGF like domains 1
Exons: 23
Coding region: 522-3920 (1132 amino acids)
Biological process (GO): cell surface receptor protein tyrosine kinase signaling pathway; multicellular organism development; protein phosphorylation
Cellular component (GO): signaling receptor complex; plasma membrane
Molecular function (GO): protein binding; transmembrane receptor protein tyrosine kinase activity; ATP binding
Source: RefSeq, a predicted model, not a curated record
CUCUUCCCACUGAGUCCCAGCUCACGUUGUACCCAAUUCAUUCCCACUCUUAAUUCGGUCCUGGACUGGUCAGAGGUCUUCUUUUGUCCCCAUGCUAAGGCCUCAGGCUUCCAAGUCAGGAGCAUGGAAGGAAUGACUAGGCCAUAUCCCCUCUGCAGCUGCACAUGGCAGUGAAUGAAGAGCUGGAAAGGGUGUAAGGGCCUCAGUGGAAGCUGGAACAUCCACAGGACAACAACCCAGUUCUUUUGACUGCUCAGAGUGGACCUACUUCUCCUUUUCUUGAGAAUCUCUACAGGAAACUCAGGUAACAUAUCCUGCUGAAUUGCACCAGGGAGACAGGGAACAUUUCCUCAGAAAUCAGAAAAUUCUUUCCUCCUUGGUUUGGGGUGAACUUGCUGCCCUCGUGAAGCGAUGAAGGACACAGGAGUGCCAAGCAUAGAGGAGACACACUGCGGAUGAAAAAUGGCAUAAAUCCUCUCUGUCCCUCUUUCCUCUUCUGGAUCAGUGAUGUCUGAGUUCUCAUGACACGAGGCAUAUUCAGGAACAUGAGUCUGGACAAGAUUUGUCUUCUAAGUCUCUCCUUGCAACUGGCAGGAGCAAUUCUGGAUAUCACCCUGAUGGCCAAUGUUCUGAGUCCCUCCCACACCAGCUUCUACCUCUCCUGUGUGACAGGCGAGCGGAAUGCCAGCCUGCAGAUUAACAGAGACAAUAAGAUUGUCAUGACCCAUCCCAAGUCCAAGUUCCGGAUGUACAAGAACAGCAGCAGUGAGGUGCAGAUGCGAGGCUUCUCCCGGGCAGACCUGGUGGGCAUCACGUACUGCUUGGGGAAGACCCAGUCAGAGCAAACCAGAGUAGUGUAUGUGCACAACAACGUGGAUGCCCAUCUGAUCCCAGAGAAGGUGACACAUACCGUCAGUCUCUCCCAACAGGCCAUGCUUGUUGCCAAGAUAAAGUACGGGAAGAAUGCAGACAUCUUGUGGAAAAUGAAUGGGACCUACUGUGGCACCAUGGACCAGGGUGAGGUGAAGGAGCGUCAAUCCACUUUGAACCUGUCAUCUGUUAGCAUGGCUGAUCAUGGGAUUUACAGUGCCACGUUCAUGGGGGACAGCCCCUUGUCAAGUGCUUUCUUCAGGUUGAUUGUGCGAGGUUGUACAGACAAGAAAUGGGGCUUCUUUUGUGACAAGGACUGUCCUGACUGCCUGAAUGGAGGCAUCUGCCACCAUAUUGUGGGCGAAUGCAUCUGUCCACCCGGUUUCAUGGGCACCCGCUGUGAAAAAGCUUGUCGGGAAGGCGGGUUUGGGCGAAACUGCCAGGAGAAGUGCCCUAGUGAGCAGGGCUGCAGGGGGUUGGCCUUCUGCUUGCCCGACCCAUAUGGCUGUUCCUGUGCUGCUGGAUGGAGUGAUCUGCAAUGUAGCUCAGCGUGUUCCCCUGAGAGGUAUGGCCCUGACUGUGCCCUGGAGUGUCGCUGCCAGAAUGGAGGCACCUGUAACCGGUUUAGUGGCUGUAUUUGCCCGUCUGGUUGGCAUGGACAGCACUGUGAAAAGUCAGACCGGAUACCCCAGAUCAUCAACUUGGACUCUCACUUGGAGUUCAACCUUGGCUCGCAGCCGGUACUUACCUGCAUAGCAACAGGCAACCCACCCCCUGUACGUGACAGCAUUGAACUGCGCAAGGCUGAUGGAACAGUGAUCGUGCCUAGGAAAGCCAUCAUGGAAAAGGACAUGACUACCUGUGAAUUUCAAGUGCCACCGCUGGUCCUCUCUGACACUAGCCUCUGGGAAUGUCGUGUCUCCACUACAGGGGGGCAGGAUAGUGGCAAAUUCAAGCUCAAUGUGAAAGUGCCUCCUGUGCCACUAAGCCCACCCAGACUUCUGGCCAAGCAGAGUCGACAGCUUGUGAUAUCCCCUAUGGGGUAUUUCUCCGGUGAUGGACCCAUCGUCUCCAUCAAGGUUCUGUACAAACCCCAAACUGGCACUUCUCCCUGGUCAUCCAUUGUAGUUGACAAUGCCCAGAACAUCACCCUGAUGAACUUGCGAUCAGUCACAGCCUACCUUGUUAAGGUGCAGCUCACACGACCUGGACACGGAGGGGAAGGUGCUGCGGGGCCCCAGGCUAUCAUGGUAACCGAGUGCCAAGAGCCCACAGCCAAGCCGGUGAUUGAAGGCUCAUUCGUUGAAGACAGCAACAAUCUUCGCGUGACCUGGAAGUUGUCCAGUGGUGACACCGUGGGCUCUGGGUUCCUUGUCCGGCUCUACGAUGCAGCCAAAGAGCUUGUGCAUCAGGAGAACAUCACUUCCAUGACUGUGCAGUCUGCCAAUAUUCCAAACCUUACGUUCAAAAUGGACUACAGUCUGGAUGUGCUGGUCUACCACUGUGCCAGCCUGGGACCGCCAUCUGACCUCUACAAGUUCAAGAUCAACAGCAAAGGGCCCUCUUCCCCACAGUCUCUCUCAGUGAAGCCUCUCGCUGACAGCACCAUCAGGCUCACCUGGCAGGCCCCCGAAUAUCCCAAUGGUGGCAUCAAGAAGUACAUUGUGGAGGUGCAACCGCUGGGGGGUACCAGUGGGCCACAGUGGGUGGACACGGACAAUGGUUGGGAUACCACCAAGAUCAUCACGGGGCUGAACGCCAGCACAUCCUACCAGUUCCGGGUGCGAGCCAACUCUUAUGUACCAGGCGAGUGGAGCAUGCCUGUGAGAGCUGAGAUCCUGGGUGAUGGAGCCCCGAGCCAAGUGCCCACCCUGAAGAGCAAGAACCUGCCUCCGUCCAACAUGGACCAGCAAUUGCUGUUGGCCAUCGUGGGUUCUGUCUCGGUCACCUGCCUGACCAUCUUGUUUGCUCUCCUGGCCCUCUUCCUCAUCAAGAAGAACUUCUUUCACCGGCGCCGCACAUUCACCUACCAGUCGGGCUCUGGGGAAGAGACCAUCCUGCAGUUCAACUCAGGCACACUGACCCUGACACGGCGGCCCAAACCGCAGCCGGAGCCACUCAGUUAUCCUAUCCUGGAGUGGGAAGACAUCAAGUUUGAGGACAUGAUAGGGGAAGGGAACUUUGGGCAAGUCAUCCGAGCCAUGAUCAAGAAAGAUGGCCUGAGAAUGAAUGCAGCUAUCAAGAUGCUGAAAGAAUUUGCCUCUGAGAAUGACCACCGGGACUUUGCUGGCGAGCUGGAAGUUCUUUGCAAGCUGGGACACCAUCCCAAUAUCAUCAACUUGCUGGGAGCCUGUGAGAACAAGGGUUACCUGUACAUCGCUAUUGAAUAUGCACCUUAUGGAAACUUGCUAGAUUUUCUGCGCAAGAGCCGAGUCCUGGAGACAGAUCCUGCCUUCGCCAGAGAGCAUGGAACAGCCUCAACCCUCACAUCCCAGCAGCUCUUGCAGUUUGCCUCUGAUGUGGCCAAAGGCAUGCAGUAUUUGAGUGAAAAACAGUUCAUCCACAGAGAUCUGGCUGCCAGGAACAUCCUGGUGGGGGAAAACCUAACGUCCAAGAUUGCUGACUUUGGCUUGUCCCGGGGAGAGGAAGUUUAUGUAAAGAAGACGAUGGGCCGCUUGCCAGUUCGCUGGAUGGCCAUCGAGUCCUUGAAUUACAGUGUCUACACAACCAAGAGUGAUGUGUGGUCAUUUGGGGUCCUCUUGUGGGAAAUUGUCAGCCUGGGAGGGACGCCAUACUGCGGCAUGACAUGUGCCGAGCUCUAUGAAAAGCUGCCCCAAGGAUACCGCAUGGAGAAGCCCCUCAACUGUGACGAUGAAGUGUAUGAGCUGAUGCGGCAGUGCUGGCGGGACCGGCCCUAUGAACGUCCACCCUUUGCUCAGAUCUCGGUGCAGCUCAUCCGCAUGCUGGAAGCUAGGAAGGCCUAUGUGAACAUGGCUUUGUUUGAGAAUUUCACCUAUGCAGGGAUUGAUGCCACAGCUGAGGAGGCAUGAAGAACAUGUGCACAGACCCCUUCCACCUCUGAGCACAAAUAGGACACCUGUGGAAUAGGAGCCUCCUGUACAUAUGCCUCUUGGCCAUGCCGCCAUCAUGACACUGAAGACUGUGCUGGGCGCAGAGCUUAGUUGAAUACUGCUAGUCUCAAGGGACCUGCACGAGCCCAGCCCUCAUGCCAACUUCUCCUUCCCUGACCACAAGAGCAUGGAUAGCACACUUCAUGAACAAUCCCAGGCUCUGCCAUUACUAAAAGGCGACAUGGCAUUCACAGAGGGGGCGCUCAGCUAUGAACUGUGCCAGAGGCUCACCUGUGUCAUGUACUUCUGCUCAGAAGCACUGAAUAGCCCAUACUGCCAUUUCUACAUGCUGACUGCACAGUGCAUGAAGAGGGUUCAAGCUGCCUUCCAACCUGUCUCCAAGAUGGACAACACGGGACAGGUGCACUGAUGGAAGAAAUGAGUUACAUGUGGAACAGCCUUUAAGCGCUGUGGAGAGUUCUGUAAAGUGCCUGAUGGAGAGAAGCAAUGCAUGGUGAAAUCAAGCCAGCAGAAGAAUCUCAUCCUGUGGAGGCAUGCUGUAGCCUUGCCCUCCUGCCCCACAGGAGGACUCAGGGCAGAGGUGACCUGCUGUUCCCUUAGUAGCAGCCUGCAGAAAACAAGGGAAGAAGGGCUACAGGGUCCCUUUCACUCUCUCCUCUACAGUUCACUUCUGUGGGAGAAGGCAGGAAUGUGGAGGGUACCCAUUCACAGAGCCCAGAUGCUAGGCAGGGGGUAGCUGGUGUCCACAUAGAUCCUUUUCAUGGGAUUUGCUGCUCUUAGCCGGAUAGGCCUGUGCUGUUUGCACUGCAUCUCAUGUCCUUUCUCAACUAGCCCAUCAGUUUCCCGGUUCUUUUUCACAACCUGUUGUUUCUCUUUAAAGGGCAGGACUGCACAAACUUGUCAUGACCGCCACCCCCCAAGAAUGUUCAGAAUUAUAACAUCCCUCUGAAUGUCCUUCUGGCUGAGGAAUGAAUUCUUCUCCUCCACUUCUCUGUCUUCCCCAUCUCCACAGCUCUCUUCUGUCCUGCUGCUUAUCCAGCCAGUUAUUAUGGGUGCUGAAGCCUGUUCAAAAAAACUGGAGGAGGAUACUGGCACCAAAUAAACAUUGUCCUGGAGCAGAUAGAUGUUUGGCCUGAUCCAGGAGGACUAUUCUUACGUUGUUCCAUGCACUAGAACAUUCGAACUACAUGUUACAUGACAGGAGGGGCCAUAGUUCGGUGGUAGAGCAUGUGCUUUGUAUGCAGGAGGUCCCAGAAGGGAAUUGUGUGGAAGUGGGAAGGCUAGGGAAGACACGUGAUGGAAAGACACUGUCGCAAUCUCUCCUUUGUGAGUUCUUGCUCUGCUGCAGUAGGAUUUUGCUAGGAGGUGAGACAUAGGGCACGCUCCAUGGAACAGAAAUGCUAGUACAGAGAGGUGCAACGUGGACGGUUUGUGUCUGUAUAUGCCUCUGCCAAUUUUAUGCUGCCUCUGCCUCAGAUUUAUACCUAAUAAAA